GUCCUUGAGAUGGAGUUGCUGCCCUUUUGGCUCUGCCUGGGUUUUCACCUCCUGACAUUGGAAUGGAGGAACAGAAGUGGAACGGCCACAGCAGCUGCCCAAGGGGGAUGCAAAUUGGUGGGUGGAGCUGCUGACUGCCGAGGGCAGAGCCUCUCUUCCGUGCCCGGCAGCCUCCCGCUGCAUUCCCAGAUGCUCAUCCUGGAUGCCAACCCUCUCAAGACCCUGUGGAAUCAUUCCCUGCAGCCUUACCCUCUCCUGGAGAGCCUCAGUCUGCACAGCUGCCACCUGGAACUCAUCGACCGGGGCGCCUUUCAGGAGCAAGGCCACCUGCACAGCCUGAACCUGGCGGACAACUCCCUGUCAGAGAACUACAAGGAGACAGCAGCUGCUCUCCACACCCUGCCAGCUCUGCAGAGGCUGGACCUGUCUGGAAACUCCCUGACGGAGGACAUGGUGGCCCUGAUGCUCCAGAACGUCUCCUCACUGGAGUCGGUGUCCCUGGUGAGGAACACCAUCAUGAGGCUGGAUGAGUCUGUCUUCGAGGGCCUGGAGCACCUUCGGGAGCUGGAUUUGCAGCGGAACUACAUCUUUGAGAUCGAGGGAGGUGCUUUUGACAGCCUGACUGAGCUGAGACACCUCAACCUGGCGUAUAACAACCUGCCCUGCAUCGUGGACUUCGGCCUCACACAGCUGCGGUUUCUCAACGUCAGCUAUAACGCCCUGGAGUGGUUCCUGGCAUCCGGUGGAGACUCCGUCUUUGAGCUGGAGACGCUGGAUCUGUCUCACAAUCAGCUGCUGUUCUUCCCCCUCCUGCCCCAGUACAGCAAGCUGCGUACCCUCCUGCUGCGGGACAACAGCAUGGGCUUCUACAGGGACCUGUAUAAUGCCUCGUCGCCGAAGGAGAUGGUGGCCCAGUUCCUUCUUGUGGAUGGCAACGUGACCAACAUCACCACUGUCAACCUUUGGGAAGAGUUUUCCUCUAGCGACCUCUCAGAUCUCCGUGUCUUGGACAUGAGCCAGAACCAGUUCCAGUACCUGCCAGAUGGCUUCCUGAAGAAAAUGCCAUCCCUCUCCCACCUGAACCUCAACCAGAACUGCCUGAUGACACUCCACAUACAGGAACACGAGCCCCCAGGGGCGCUCACGGAGCUGGACCUGAGCCACAACCAGCUGUCGGAGCUGUCCUUGGCUCCGGGACUCACUGGCUGCCUGCGGAGCCUCCGCUUGUUCAACCUGAGCUCCAACCAGCUCCUGGGCAUCCCCUCUGGCCUCCUCGCCAAUGCCAGUAAUAUCACUACACUUGACAUGAGCCACAAUCAGAUCUUAUUCUGUGCCCCGCCAGCGGCCUCAGAGCAGGCGGGCGGCCCCAGCUGCGUGGAUUUCAGGAAUAUGGCCUCUUUGAGGAGCCUCUCCCUGGAGGGUUGUGGGCUGGGGGCUUUACCAGACUGCCCGUUCCAGGGUACUCCCCUCACUCACUUAGACCUAUCCAGCAAUUGGGGGGUUCUGAAUAGGAGCAUUGCUUCUCUCUGUGACAUCGCCCCCAAGUUGCAGGUCCUUUCUCUCAGGAAUGUGGGCCUCAGUUCCAGCUUUAAGGAGUUGGACUUCUCUGGAUUCAAAAAUCUGAGGCAUCUGGAUCUGUCAGGAAAUUCCUUGACCAGCUUCCCAAAGUUCCGGGAUGGCCUGGCCCUGCAGACCCUGGAUCUCCGCAGAAACUUGCUCACAGCCCUUCCCCAGAGGGCUGUGUCUGAGCAGCUCCUGAGAGGUUUGCGGACCAUCUACCUCAGUCAGAAUCCAUACGACUGCUGUGGGGUGGAGGGCUGGGGGGACCUGCAGCAUCUGCGGACGGUGGCCGACUGGGCCUCAGUCACAUGCAACCUCUCCUCCAAGGUCAUCCGUGUGGUAGAGCUACCGCGGGGUGUGCCUCAGGAAUGUAAGUGGGAGCGGCUGGACAUGGGCCUGCUCUACCUGGUGCUGGUUCUCCCCAGCUGCCUCACCCUGCUGGUGGCCUGCACUGUCACCUUCCUCACUUUUAAGAAGCCUCUGCUUCAGGUCAUCAAGAGCCGCUGCCACUGGUCCUCCAUAUACUGACCAGGCUGCAUGCCAAGGUUAGAAAUUUGGUCUCUGCAUCCACAUAAGGAUGCUUUCUUGGCUAGAUUUCAAGGUCUGAUGCAAGUCAAUGAAUUGAGGUUUAAAUUAAAAUUUAAAAUGUUUCCAUCUCUUAGUCCCCCUAAGUUCUUUCUCCAUCACUGUGAGUCCUCCUCAUCACCCUGAUAAAAUAUUUAUUAAGUGACAAGCUAUGAAAAUA
Otolemur garnettii (small-eared galago) is the source of this 2305-nucleotide messenger RNA. It is a transcript of the gene NRROS, whose product is annotated as negative regulator of reactive oxygen species. Gene Ontology annotation, molecular function: protein binding. The transcript has 2 exons. NCBI's taxonomy places the organism in Eukaryota, Metazoa, Chordata, Mammalia, Primates, Galagidae. The record is from RefSeq and is a predicted model, not a curated record. The coding region runs from base 10 to 2088 and encodes 692 amino acids.